AGUAGUAGUAGUAGUAGUAGUAGUAGUAAUUAAAGAUUUCCCCUGACAUUACUCUGGGGGUUGGUGUUCAUCUUCAUUUCUAAGCCAAAGAGCCGGCAUUGUCUGUAGACUCCUCCAAAGUUGUGUGGCCACUGGCAUGACUGCAUGGCGCACUGUUACCUUCUCGCCAAAGCAGUACCUAUUGAUCUACUCACAUUUGCAUGUUUUCAAACUGCUAGGUUGGCAGAAGCUGGGGUUCACCCCCUCCCCGGAUUUGAACCUGCAACCUUUUGGUCUGCAAAUUCAGCAGCUCAGUGCUUUAACCCACUGCACCACUGGGGGGGCUCCACAUAUAUGCAUAUUUGUGUGUGUGUGUGUAUAUAUAUAUAUAUAUAUAUAUAUAUACUAGCUUGGGGACCCAGCGAUGCCCAGGUUAUUUGAAAAAGGCAUUAUUUGUAUCUGAAUGUUAAGUAUUCUCAGUUUGGAGUGGGUGAACUACAAUUCCCAGAAUGGUGGGUGUGCUGGUACAGCUGUACCAGAACCUUCUACUUUACUUUAUUGCUGCAAAUGUUUGCAUUCAUAGGACAGGCCACCUUUCAAUCACCAUUAAGUUUGGUUCCGCCCCUUGUUCAGGGCUCUGGGAGGGAAGGAGCCAUUUUUAAGUUAGUCUCACUUAGGAAGCUCAUCUAUAGGAUGUAGACCAGCUCGUCCCGUAAAAAGCUUCAUAUUUCAAGAGCACCAGGGUUAAAGAACACCAGGGAUAAAGACCGUCCGAGGAUACAGAACAACACCACAGAAACAUCUGCAAGCCAUUGGCUGACUCCAUGAUAGUGCCAUGGAGAUGCUGCUUCGUGAACCGUGUGUGGGAUGGCAACGGAAAAGGAAAAAUACCCCCUACAGCUUUGGAAAUAACAGGUUCCAACUUGCCUGUCCACCCAAAGGUAGGUGUUACGGUGCUCUUGAAAAGCUCUUAGUAUCUUCCAAGACUAAGGCGAUCGCUGACGGAAGGAACCGACUGGCCCAGCAUGAAAUCGAUCCUUGGCCUUGCUUUGGUUUGGAACGCAGUACAGCUUUCGAGACCCCAGUGCGUCCUUGAAAAGGAGUAUUUCUGCUCUUCCAUUCCAAAUGAUUUUCCCGAAGGGCUGACGUCCAUCCUCUUUGUGGUGACCAACCUUGGGGUGAUCAACUCAACCGUCUUCAGCAGCCCAAGCUUGGCGUCGGUCACUAGUCUCGCCCUGGCCAACAGUGGCAUCACAGACAUCGAAGCCGGAGCCUUCCACGCCUUCCAAAGCCUCACGAAACUCAGCCUGUAUCAGAACAGCUUAACCCGCGUGUCGGCUUCAUGGCUUUCCAACCCGGGACGGUUAGAAAAUCUAACUGCGGCUCAGAACUUCAUCGUUCACAUUGGACCCGACAUGUUCUCCGGUUUGUCCAACCUCGUCGCACUGAACUUGGCCAACAAUUGGAUCCGUGACGUUGCCAGAGGAAGUUUUAAGGACCUGGCCAAGCUGAAAUUUAUUGACCUCUCUGGCAACCGUUUGGCGGUUUUAAGGAGAGCCGUGUUCGAUGGACUAACAAUGCUCCCGGCUAUGAAGCUGGGCGGCAAUCCAUGGAAUUGCUCCUGCGAACUUCAAGAUUGGGGAUUGUUCCUUCAAGAGAUGAUCAAUGCAUCCCUGUUGGAAGACGCUCCGGACGUUGUGUGCCACACUCCGCCGAGCCUUCAAGGAGUCCACGUUUGGAACAUCUCAGACUUCAAGUGUUCAUCUGGUCGCCUUCCAUCUUCUGGGAAUGCCUUCCAUAAAGUGGGAUUGCCAGCUUUGCUAGCCUGCUUAGUGUUUAUUUCACUUCUUGCGCUGAUUAUUUGGAUCUGGACAGCAAAGCGUAAUAACAAGCAAGUUCGCCCAAGCAAGGACAUUGUCGAUCCAGUCAUUGGUGCAAAAUCAACUAAUUGUGUUGAUUCUGAGUGUCAACAAUCUAACAAACAAUUUAAAACUUCUCAGAUAGGCACAGUGUCUAGAAACAUGAGGCUAAAAGUCCGGGCCAAGUCGGCAUCUGCCAUUCUGCUGCAAACGGAGUUCUACCAGAGACGACAACAGAUCUCCUGUUCCACUGACCCCAAAUGGGACCCUGUGACAACAACGCCAUAUGUGUCACUGAAUAACAAAAUGUACCUUGGAAGGGACAAUUUGGAUAACUUUAUGGAGGUUCGGAAUUACCAGAUGUUGGAAACGGGCAAUAGAGAGGAAUUUGAGAGUUGUUACAAUGUCGGCUCGUUCCUGACCGAAGUAUGUAUAGAAACACCUGGGAUGGAAGCAGAAGCAGAAACAGAAGCCACAAACCCAACACUGCAAGGUUAUGGGUUUUCAGAAAGGCUUGAGGAUCAAAAUGACACUGAUAAUCCAGAGCCCUUCUUAUAUUUAAGCAUUGCCACAGCUCCCAAAGAACAAGUUGAUGUCAACCCACCAGAAGAUCGGAUUCCAAAACCAAAUGGAAACAACUCCACCGUUUUGAAGCGAACGUUGACCUGGCCUUACGAAAGGAAGUUCUGGGACCAGAGUUCCCAUAUGUUGAACAUUCGAGGAUCCUUCAGAGCACAGCUCUUGAUACCUUCUCCUCAUUUAGGUGGGACGGCCCAUUCUGGUGAAAGAGAAGGUGAGGAAGCAUGGCUACCGAUCCAUCCCUGGAAAGAGCAUGACAAUGGCGAACAUCAAGUCAAGGGAGAGGCAACACAGCUUCCAGAAGAAGACAAUAGAGAGACAAUAGGGACUGGAACGUAUGAUCCUACCCACCCAAGGAAGGAUGGUCAAAGAGGUUGUGGUGGAUCUCAACUGGAACCAACCAACGAGACACACAAUAGAGAGACAAUAGGGACUGGAACGUAUGGUCCUACCCACUCAAAGAAGGAUGGUCAAAGAGGUCGUGGUGGAUCUCAACUGGAGCCAACCAAUGAGACACACAAUAGAAAGACAAUAGGGACUGGAACAUAUGGUCCUACCCACCCAAGGAAGGAUGGUCAAAGGGGUUGUGGUGGAUCUCAACUGGAACCAACCAAACAGAUAGAGUUUCUCGUUCAGAAAGAACCAGAGGUAGCAGUUAGAGGAUUUGUACCUUCCUCACAGUCUAGAGUCAACACAACCCAACACCCUACCAGUAUCAAGAAUAUCCAGUUUCCCAAACCAGUGUCUUCUCAGUCCAGGGCUCGCCAUGUUGUCCAUCUAUCUCCAGGCUCAUCCGUUGAUGCUGCUACUGCAAGUUCUUCCUACAAUGAUACAGUCUCACUGGAAAGCAGUGAAAACAACUAUAUGAACCUGCUGCACGAAGUUGUGGAGAACCGUGGGAGAUGGACCAGAGAACGAUGGAAACAGAAUCGACGGAUGCGCUCAGUUCACCAGUCUGUAUGCAAAUCCAAGUAGACCACCAUAUGUGUGUAGAUGACAGUGUAUUUAUUAGUAUUGUCCUCUUAUAUUUCCAUUCUUCAAUAACUGAUGUGGACAGGAGAAGAUCGUCUUCCUCACAAUGCUACGUUCUAGAACGUCUUGGGCAUAUUCUGAGGAGACAUUCUGAAGGUGAGAAGUCCUGUGCUGAGCAUCUUGCGUGUACCUUUCACAAUGUUUCUCCAGACGUGGUCUUCUGCCUUCUGGGAGACUCAAUCGUUCACCACGCUUCCUUCCAAAACUACCUUCAGAAUUGGCCAACCUGGAUGUAGAACAGUAAGGCUUAAGCUGGAUGGCGCUUUGGAGGACAACGUCCCAUCAUCCCUUGCCUGAAUGAAAGAACUUCUGGUUGGAGAGUAUGGGGAUUGUUGGUUUGGGGGUUGGAUGUUGUGGAGCAAUGUUAUGCAUAUGUCAGUAUAUCAAAGAGACAUCAUUUAUGUUUGUCAACAUAGGUUUGUGAAUGGGGUCUGCUUCUCCUAACGCAUGGAGCAUCUCAUAGGUUGCAAUCUAGAAAAGUUUGUGACAUAUACCUCCAUUUAGAUACCACAAAAUUCUAUACCAAAACAUCUACCCCUUCCCUAGAUUUGUCCAAAGGUAGAGAUAUGACUUGGAUUAAAGACAAAAGGAACAGCCAAAACCCAUGCUCUAUUCUUUCUGAUGAACCUCUUUCACACUCAUUGACUCCAACUGGAUGCAUUUGAAUUGAGUUGAAUCAUACCUUGAUUGUACUUUGAAUUGAUGGACAAGUGAAUCAUGCCUCAAUUGCUUUCUCUUGUUUGUUGCACUGAAACCUAGUGAGAUAAUAAAUAUUUUCUUGAAUAAAUAGGCUUACAGAGA
This is a messenger RNA of Anolis carolinensis (green anole), 4250 nucleotides long. RefSeq lists its product as uncharacterized. The transcript is spliced from 6 exons. Gene Ontology annotation, molecular function: protein binding. The record is from RefSeq and is a predicted model, not a curated record. Lineage: Eukaryota; Metazoa; Chordata; Lepidosauria; Squamata; Anolidae. The coding region runs from base 1005 to 3392 and encodes 795 amino acids.